GCUUCUACAAACAUACACAUAUUCCUUCUUUGCUCGAUUGAAACGCCAGUCCCACGCCGCAGACUUCGCUAGAGCUCGGGCCUGGAAAUUUUUGCGCGCGGCUGACAGUGCCUUGACUCACUUCUUUCGGGCUUAUACUCAGCGAGGCGCUUCAUCGUCUUGCCUUGUUUGAAGUGCUUGUGUCGCUUCUGCUCGACGCGCCCAAUUUCCAGACGGUACUUGGAAGAACGUUCGGGAACUUUCACGGACGCUGCAGCUUGUAGGAUGACAUCUACCCGCGUUUCCGGAAUUUGCCUCACCAUCCUGUGCGUAUCGCUACUCUGUGCGGUACAGCAGACAGCUGCCCUCUCGUACGAGGUCUGCGAGUCAUAUGGUGCAACGUGGAUUACAGACUCUCCACGCCUCACCGGAAAAUAUCCUUACUACAGCCUUCUCUUCUUCUGCAACGGUGGCCUCAACAUUGAGGGCAAGCAGGUGGAUGCGUGCUUGGGCAAUGGUGCAGCCUGCGGCCAGCCAGCAGCUGAUGCUUUCUGCAAGUACGUUGGCUUUGACGGCGCAGCGGCUGACCUGUUCAAGACUGGCCCUGCUGACGAGCCUGCCCGCGCUGUGUCUGGUGAGUGGUGCGUGAACGAGGGCCAGUACGCAGACCUUGGGGGGCUGAACCGCACCAGCUUCGAGGCGCUCAUGAGCUCAACGGCCAACUCGCCGCGCUGCAACCGCCUGACGUCCGCCACCUGCUUCCGCAGCCGCGACACUCUUGGCAAGGCUUUUGCCGCCGCGCAGGCCAUCGAUGCCAAGGCCAUCGUGAGCAAGAGCGUGCAGGGCUCAGUGAUCCAGUCAGCUGUGACUGCUGGUGCGCCAACUGUGGCAACCCCCGCCAAUGCAAACAUGGACGUGGCUGCCGUGGGCGGCCGUCGCCUCCUGAAGGGCUAUGCCAUGAGCAGAUAA
Coccomyxa subellipsoidea C-169 is the source of this 948-nucleotide messenger RNA. RefSeq lists its product as hypothetical. The transcript is spliced from 5 exons. Lineage: Eukaryota; Viridiplantae; Chlorophyta; Trebouxiophyceae; Coccomyxaceae. The record is from RefSeq and is a predicted model, not a curated record. The coding region runs from base 265 to 948 and encodes 227 amino acids.